AUGACGUCCCCAUCGCCAAUCUGGCAACCAAAAGCAAUUAUUUUCGACCUCCUUACGGCCCUGUUAGACUCUUGGAGUCUUUGGGAUGCGUGUACAACUUCUAUAGCUGCUGCAGAGGGCCGACUUUGGCGGGCACGCUAUCUGGAACUGACCUUCGACACUGGCGCAUACGUCCCAUAUGAACAGCUCGUUCACAAAGCCGCAAAGGAUGUUGGCUUGCCUGACUCGGCUCCCAGGACGUUAUUGGAAAACCGGGACAAACUUCAACCAUGGCCCGAGGUUGCCCACGUCUUAGAGCAGCUGAAGUUUCAGGGUUAUAAGCUUGGCGUAGUAACCAAUUGUUCGCAGCAUCUGGGGACUAUUGCCGCCGGUAUAGUCGGAAGUUUUGACUCAGUCGUCACCGCAGAGGAGAGUGGCUUUUACAACCCUGCUAGGCAAGCUUAUCAGGCCAUCUUGGCAGCCAUGGGUGUUCAGACUCAAGACGCAUUGUUUGUUGCAGGUAGUGCAGGAGAUGUUGAAGGCGCAACAAAUGCCGGCAUGAAAGUCGUCUGGCAUAACAAGAUUGGGCUGCCAAGACAGGGCCAAUCGGUUCCACUUAAGGAGGCUACAAGUCUGUAUAAUGCUUUAUUGGACUUUAUGUAA
Trichoderma asperellum CBS 433.97 is the source of this 642-nucleotide messenger RNA. RefSeq lists its product as uncharacterized. Lineage: Eukaryota; Fungi; Ascomycota; Sordariomycetes; Hypocreales; Hypocreaceae. The record is from RefSeq and is a predicted model, not a curated record.